ACACGGGAGGACGGCAGCGGGUUCACCUUCUUCAACCUGAUUCCUGUGGGGCUCCGAGUAGUCGCCAUACAGAGUACCACGUCCGGACAAUAUGUCGCCAUGAACGCCGAGGGCUACCUCUACAGCUCCGCUCACUUCACCGCCGAGUGCCGUUUCAAGGAGUGCGUCUUCGAGAACUACUACGUCACCUACUCCUCCACCUUGUACCGGCAGAGGGAAUCCGGGCGCUCCUGGUACCUGGGCAUCAACCGAGACGGACAGGUGAUGAAAGGCAACCGA
Notechis scutatus (mainland tiger snake) is the source of this 279-nucleotide messenger RNA. Lineage: Eukaryota; Metazoa; Chordata; Lepidosauria; Squamata; Elapidae. The record is from RefSeq and is a predicted model, not a curated record.